UAACUAUCUGAUCGUUUGGAUCAUUCGCGGUAUCUCCACAGUAUCAUUUUAUUCACCGUGCGGGCUUAAAUAAACGUACCUCGAGUUGUCGUAUACACGCUGAUGAUCAGGAAAAAUUUAAAUUCCGAUUUCGCGAAAUUGGAAACGCUAAGUUGAGACAGGUAUACAAGUGUUAUCGACGCUGUAAAUACAAUAACUGGACAUCGAUUAAAUUAUGACGAAAACCGAGGUGAUUCCAUCAAGACGAUUCGUACAAGUGUCGAUCCCAAAUUUUGAGCCGUCAGAACAAUGGCGAAUUAUAAGGAAUAUUCUAGCGAUUGGUUGUGCUUUUAUGGUGAAUUUUACUUCCUUUAUGGGAGCCUCGAAUUUACAGAGCUCUAUCAAUGCGGAUGAAUCGCUGGGUACAUUUACUUUAUCGGCGAUUUACGGCAGUCUACUCUUCAGCAACAUUUUUCUACCCGCUCUUAUCAUAAGUUGGUUAGGAUGCAAGUGGACAAUGUGUGUUUCCAUAUUGGCUUAUAUGCCUUUCAUAGCUUCUCAGUUUUACCCAAAAUUUUAUACGAUGAUUCCCGCCGGAUUAUCGGUCGGAUUAGGCGGAGGACCGCUUUGGUGCGCGAAGUGUACUUAUCUAACUGUGGCAGCAGAAGCUUACUCAACCGUCUCAGAUAUAUCCGCGAAUGUUCUUGUCACAAGAUUCUUUGGCCUCUUCUUCAUGUUCUAUCAAAUGGCGCAGGUGUGGGGAAAUUUUAUAUCUUCAGCAGUUCUUUCCUAUGGAAUCGAGACGGUUACCAGUAAUGUAACUCUGAACAGUAGUGUUAUGGUAGAAAAAUGCGGCGCAAAUUUCUGUGGAGUGUCUAGUGUGAAAGACGAAAACCCGAAUCUGCAAUCAUCUCCUAUAGAAAGAAUAUAUCUAAUUUCCGGGAUUUAUUUAGGCUGCAUGAUAUUAGCUUGUCUAAUAAUUGCGUUCGGCGUUGAUUCCUUAUCCAGAUACGAUCGAAGCAGAACCCGCUCGGUGAAAGGAACGUCUGGAUUUAAACUACUGGCCGUGACAUUAAAGUUGUUGAAAGAGAAGAAUCAACUUUUAAUAUUGCCAAUAACAUUGUUCAUUGGAGCUGAACAGGCAUUUUUAUUUGCCGAUUACAACGCAUCAUUCGUUUCUUGCGCUUGGGGGAUUAGCAAUAUCGGUUACGUAAUGAUAUGCUUUGGUGUCACAAAUGCUAUAGCUGCGCUCACUACAGGAUCUAUCGUGAAGUUGACGGGAAGAAAGCCCGUAAUGUUUUUCGCUUUUUGUUUGCAUUUAAGUCUUUUCAUCUUUAUGUUGCGAUGGAAACCGACGCCAGAACAAGGCAUUAUUUUCUUUCUGGUGUCAGGUUUAUGGGGUGUGUGCGAUUCGAUCUGGCUGGUACAAAUUAAUGCAUUGAGUGGUAUAUUAUUUCCUGGUCAAGAGGAGGCGGCUUUCUCCAACUUCCGCCUGUGGGAGUCCACUGGUUCAGUGAUAACGUACGUGUAUAACCCGUAUCUGUGUACCUUUACGAAAUUAUAUCUCUUAAUCGGAAUAUUGUGUGCUGGAAUGAUCGGUUAUGGCAUUAUCGAGUGGUCAGGUAAAACGGACAGAGCUGUUCCUGACGACAAGCCUGAUUUUGAAUUAGUUAAUAGAGUUGACUAACAAAUUUGAAUAAUAAAAUUUUCUAACGAAGAUAUUAAGCAACAAAAUAUAAAAGUAAUUUUAGCGUAA
This is a messenger RNA of Cataglyphis hispanica, 1735 nucleotides long. RefSeq names its product UNC93-like protein. NCBI's taxonomy places the organism in Eukaryota, Metazoa, Arthropoda, Insecta, Hymenoptera, Formicidae. The coding region runs from base 215 to 1666 and encodes 483 amino acids. Gene Ontology annotation, biological process: regulation of muscle contraction; regulation of potassium ion transport. The transcript is spliced from 7 exons. Gene Ontology annotation, molecular function: potassium channel regulator activity. Gene Ontology annotation, cellular component: striated muscle dense body; plasma membrane. The record is from RefSeq and is a predicted model, not a curated record.